CGCUGCCCCUCCCCUUGCCCUCGAUCCAGGCGCGUGGUGGUGGCCUCUGAGCGCGGCCGGCGAGAGGAAGCCUCGCGCCCCGGUUGUCCCGUCCCACUCCCCAGCCCGCGUCGCUAUGUUGGGAGCUGCCCUGCUCCUUCGUCGCUGCACCGCCGCCGGCCUCCGUGGCCUGGCCCGGCGGGUCCGACAGCCGCCCGCCGCCGCCGCUGUGUUGCCUGCUCGUUGCUACUCUCAUGGGACACAAGAGUCAGAUGAAGAAUUUGAUGCUCGCUGGGUGACAUACUUCAACAAACCAGAUAUUGAUGCCUGGGAGCUAAGGAAAGGCAUGAACACGUUGGUGGGCUACGAUCUGGUGCCAGAACCAAAAAUCAUCGAUGCUGCUUUGAGAGCAUGCAGACGGUUAAAUGACUUUGCUACUGCGGUCCGCAUCCUAGAAGUUGUAAAGGACAAGGCAGGCCCUCACAAGGAAAUCUACCCUUAUGUUAUCCAGGAACUUAGACCAACUUUGAAUGAAUUGGGAAUCUCCACUCCAGAGGAACUGGGCCUGGACAAAGCAUAAACAUAAUUGGUGGAGUGGUAAUGCUGGGUCACUGGUGCUGGUACUGCUCUUCUGGGCCUGAAGAAUUAGACUGUUAAACCUGGCAAUGUGUUGAUUGAGUGAUGGGAAGAACACCAUAUGAUCUGAGACCACCUAAAAUGGUGUGGAAGUAUUGGCCUGCUUAAAGUAAUUUUUUUAAAAC
Messenger RNA from Malaclemys terrapin pileata, 740 nucleotides. RefSeq names its product cytochrome c oxidase subunit 5A, mitochondrial. The transcript has 5 exons. Lineage: Eukaryota; Metazoa; Chordata; Testudines; Emydidae. Gene Ontology annotation, biological process: mitochondrial electron transport, cytochrome c to oxygen. Gene Ontology annotation, cellular component: mitochondrial inner membrane. Bases 116 to 559 code for a protein of 147 amino acids. The record is from RefSeq and is a predicted model, not a curated record.